GCACCUGCGCACCUGCUGUAAUUGUGCGGACGGUAGGCCUACGACACAGGGAGGUGGCGCUUUCAUGAGUCAGUGAGCAGCCGCUUUAUAGUCCUCUGUAUUCAACGCGCAGUAUUCAUUCUCCUCAUCUCUCGUCUACGCGGUGCAGAGACUACCCCAAGGCAACAUGGCGUCCCAGUUGGAACAAUCAAUGGAGGGCCUAAUUAAAGUGUUCCAUAAAUACUCCUCAAAAGAAGGGGACAAAUACAAGUUGAGCAACUGCGAGCUGAAGAGUCUCCUGCAUGGAGAGCUGUCAGACUUCCUGGCGGCCAGUAAAGACCCAAUGGUUGUGGAAAAGAUUUUGACAGACCUGGAUGAAAACCGUGAUGGGGAAGUUGACUUUCAGGAAUUCGUGGUCCUUGUUGCAGCUCUCACUGUUGCCUGCAAUGAUUUCUUUGUGGAGAGCAUGAAGAGCUAACAUGUGGCCUUUUUACACUUUCCCCUUAAGAUUUCUAUACACAGCACAUUUUUGUCACUGAUAUGAGAAAAAAAAACCGUUAUGUACCAUUAGAACAUGUUUGGAUUUGAAAAUAAUUAUUGAAGUGUAUUUAAAAUAGCAUGUAGUAUGUUUGACCUCAUCAUCUUUGUAGCAAGUCCACAGUAAAGGUCAUGUUUCCUCUCAACAUUA
Engraulis encrasicolus (European anchovy) is the source of this 667-nucleotide messenger RNA. RefSeq names its product S100 calcium binding protein A1 (gene s100a1). The transcript has 3 exons. Lineage: Eukaryota; Metazoa; Chordata; Actinopteri; Clupeiformes; Engraulidae. The record is from RefSeq and is a predicted model, not a curated record. Bases 167 to 457 code for a protein of 96 amino acids. Gene Ontology annotation, molecular function: calcium ion binding; calcium-dependent protein binding. Gene Ontology annotation, cellular component: cytoplasm.